This is a messenger RNA of Plasmodium gonderi, 465 nucleotides long. RefSeq lists its product as hypothetical. Bases 1 to 465 code for a protein of 154 amino acids. NCBI's taxonomy places the organism in Eukaryota, Apicomplexa, Aconoidasida, Haemosporida, Plasmodiidae. The transcript has a single exon. The record is from RefSeq and is a predicted model, not a curated record.
AUGAUAGGGAAAAUAUUUGAUAAUGCCUUUCGAAUACGUACAUAUAACAGACUAGUGUGUUUCAUUAUUGGUGGUGCCUUUACCUACAGUUUUGCAAAUCCUGAUAUAGAUACAGUAUAUGAGUUUUUUCCCAUAUUCAAGCAAAAUAAAUAUGCUUAUUUAACAUUUCUAGAAGUUAAUGAAAAUCAUGGAAAUGUAUUUGAAGAAAAACUUAAAGACCUGUGUAGAUUUUAUCAAAAGCAACCUGGUUAUUUAUACACCAAAAUAGUUAAAAGAAAAAAUAAUUUAAAUAAUUUAAAUAAAUAUAUUAUUGUUUCAACUUGGUUAAAAAGUGAGAAUUAUCUCUUGGCUUGCAAUAGGAUGCAUGGACAAAUUUUAAUCAAAAACAUACAAAACUAUACAAAUUACAAUUCCUUUUUAUAUAGAAUAGUUGUCGAUGACUCAGAUUACCUUCCCCCAUUUUAA